Molecule: messenger RNA, 1358 nt
Organism: Fusarium oxysporum Fo47
Lineage: Eukaryota; Fungi; Ascomycota; Sordariomycetes; Hypocreales; Nectriaceae
Product: S-adenosyl-L-methionine-dependent methyltransferase
Exons: 4
Coding region: 1-1095 (364 amino acids)
Source: RefSeq, a predicted model, not a curated record
AUGCCAGAGACUGAUAGUCACUCUUUCUCGAUCAUUUCCGAGCCGGGUAUUGAAACAAUAUACACCCCAACAGAACAAGACACGGAUGAAUAUGAGCUCGUGUUUGACGAUGCUCGUUCUGAAUGCUUGCAACAAGACGAUGAUUCAAGCUGUUGCACGUCAUUAGCAGCCAGCAUAUUCGACUAUGAGCACUCUCAUGGCCGACGUUAUCACGCCUAUUUGGCGGGCAGAUAUCCGCUACCCAAUGACGAAGGCGAGCAGUGUCGCGAGCUAGCUGAGCAUUUCCUGAUGCAGCAACUUCUGGUAUGUCAAGAUUAUUGGGCAACAGCAAUUAGAGAUGGUAAACUCUUUCUGUCCGAAGUUGACAAAGACGCGAAGAAGAUAAUCGAUCUCGGGACAGGAAACGUGGCCGAUGAGUAUGACAAGACCAGCGUGAUAGGAACCGAUCUAUCCCCCAUUCAACCUAAAUCAAUGCCUUCGAAUGCAUCCAUGUUUGUUGAAGACUGUGAGGACCCCUACUGGGCCAAUGGUAAGGACUUUGAUAUGGUUCAUCUCAGGGGAAUGGUCGGAUUUCUUCUUGACUUGGACACAAUGGUUGUUAAUGUCCACGAACACCUGAAGGAGGGUGGAUGGAUCGAGUUUCAAGAUUUUGACUACACAGUUCGCUGCGAUGAUGGCACCAUGCAGAAAGACGAUCCACUGCGAGUUUUCUUCGAUACCUGCGCUCAGGGGAUACGAAAAUACGGCUGUACCAACUUUGGCAAGAAAGACGUUCGGAAAAGUCUCAUAGCCGCUGGCUUCACUCGAGUUCAGGCCGUGAGUGAGAAAGUGCCUAUCUCAUGCUGGCCACAGGAUGAAGGAACGAAGGACUUGGGGAAGUUGAUGGAAGCCAACAUCAUGGAUCUGAUUGGUUCGAUGUCUGUCAAGCCGUUGAAUGCCUUAGGAAUACCAGAAGAGAAGCGAAAAGAGAUGGUGUCUCAGGCUUAUAAGAGCCUCAGGAAUGAUAAAGCUCAUCGAUACAUGAACUGUCGUAUCAUUUAUGGCCAGAAGAAUGGGGACCAAGGCUCCGUGGCUAGUCUUGGUUUUGAUCCGUGAUUUCUCUCGACGCUUGUGGUUGCUGAGGCGGAAUGACUUUCAUGUUCAGCAUAUAGGUAAGGAUGGAAGACAAGAUGGAGGUGCAGGAGGCACUUGGUUCCCACCAUGUCUUGCUAAAACACUUGCAAUAGCGAUGACAACAAUUUACCGUGAAAGUCAACGCUUCCCUUCCUUGAUUUCCCUAUUUGAAGGGAUCUUACACAGUUGCAAUAAUACAAGGCUGUCUUAUUGAACAAACAAUAUUUUAAAAUGGGCGUGUGAGG